Hyposmocoma kahamanoa is the source of this 1986-nucleotide messenger RNA. Its product is annotated as endothelin-converting enzyme 2-like. Gene Ontology annotation, biological process: protein processing. Bases 24 to 1817 code for a protein of 597 amino acids. Lineage: Eukaryota; Metazoa; Arthropoda; Insecta; Lepidoptera; Cosmopterigidae. The transcript is spliced from 10 exons. Gene Ontology annotation, molecular function: metalloendopeptidase activity. The record is from RefSeq and is a predicted model, not a curated record. Gene Ontology annotation, cellular component: plasma membrane.
UUAGAAGAAAACACAAAAACAAAAUGCUAACGGUGAUAUUAUUCGUGUUAUUUUUAAUCCUGUUAAGCUUCGCUAUUGCGAUGACGGUUCUAUAUGUGAAGCAGAAACGGCAUAAGCCCAUGAAACUUUGCGAAUCGCGAGAAUGCUUGCGCUCCGCAGCCAACCUUGCAUUAUCCAUGGACCCUACUGCUGACCCCUGCGAUGACUUCUACCAAUACGUGUGCGGCAACUGGGCCGAAGACCAUCCGCGCCCCGACGCUUACCGCUCCUACGAUUGGUUCAGAGACAAGCAAACCAAGGUGUACACGAUGGUGCGCGAUUUCCUCGCGAAGAACAUCACCAGCCACCACAAGCCUGUGCAGCAAGCCAAGAUCAUGUACGACUCUUGUAUGGAUACUGAUACAAUAGACAAACGUGGUUUAAAACCAGUCCUUCAAAUUCUCGACUCCCUAGGGUUGCCUCUAUACCCGACCUUCAUCAACGCCACCGAAGAUUUUGACUACUCGUCAUACAGUUUUGACUGGGUGGACACAGUGAUCAAGAUCAAGACCAAAAUGGGCAUGGAUGUCUUGAUUGGGUUCGAUAUAUUUACGGACCCUAAGAACUCUUCAGUAUACAAAUUGGUCAUGGGGUCUCCGGAGACCACCAAUCCUUUUCCCAGUAUACGUCACGAUAAGAAACGACACAAUUAUCAAAAAAAUAUCAAUCAAAGUCCACGUAUACCAAAGCACUACCAAGAUGAAACAAUACCAUUUAACAAUGAUGAUUUGUUCGAGUCCAAAGCAAAGAGUGAAGACAAAGCGGCACAAGCGUAUAAACUAUUGUAUGCUGAAGUGAUAAAACUGUUUGUUAUUGAUUCUGGGGCGGCAAAAGAUACCAGUUUGACUGAGAUUGAACUGGAUCAACAUAUAUUUCUCGCAGCCAAUGAAUAUUUUGACUUUAAUAAUGACCUUUAUGACUUGGAGUCAGAUAACGAAACGGAUACAAAUAAAGAAGAACUCUAUCUAAAUAUACCGGAGUAUACAGUCGAUGAACUCCAAGCACACACUGAUGAAAUUGUCGAAUCUAAUAAUAAUACCGCCAGUCCCAUAUGGAAGAGGUAUUUAGAAGGAGUGUUCAACAUUAGCAAAAUUGAACUUGACUUUGAAAAUGAUAAGAUUCUUGUAUCAGCAAGCGAUCUAAGGUACAUGUCUUUGAUGGCAUCGUACGUGGCGAGAAGUCCGCCUGUUGUAAUUGAACUUUAUAUUUGGAUAAAGGUCGUAGAAGUGAUGGCAUCCCAUACAACAAUAGAGUUACGUACAUUGUUCCACCGGUCGCACGACGAGAUUCGCCACCGUGGGUAUACAUCUACCCCGCCUCGCAGUCUUCAGUGCGCCAGCGCAGUCAACGACAUGCUCGGCCUCGCUGUUGCAUACGCUAUUGCUGAUCCACAUUUCUACAACGUCACUAAGCCCAAGAUACAAGACAUGCUAUGGGAAAUGAAAAAGGCUCUUGCGCAACUUGUCAGCAAAGCGAGAUGGAUGGAUGACGAUACCAAAAUUGCCACCUAUCAGAAAAUUGUCAACAUGAAGACACUCAUUGGCUUCCCCGACUGGCUCCUCGAAGAGGGAAGACUAGAAUCUUAUUACGAAGGAGUCGAAAUAGACCCGGAAAAACACUUGGAGAACAUGAUAAAUAUUAUACAAGUCAAAGUGAAGAAGGUGUUGAACAAAUUUCGAGAAAAUAAUAACUUCACGUGGGCUACUGAUCCUACUGAAGUUAACGCUUACCAUACUUUUCAAGAAAAUACAAUAACUCCCUUAAUUACGGUUCACUAGGAACAGUUCUCGGACACGAGAUCACACAUGGCUUUGAUAACUUUGGUCGUCAGUUCGAUAAAAACGGCAACCUGCUCCCUUGGUGGACGAAUGAAACCAUCGAGUCCUUCGUAAAUAUGACGCAAUGCUUCGUCGAUCAAUACUCUAAGUUCUACGUGCCUGAGUUAGA